Molecule: messenger RNA, 1416 nt
Organism: Entrophospora candida
Lineage: Eukaryota; Fungi; Glomeromycota; Glomeromycetes; Entrophosporales; Entrophosporaceae
Source: the annotation of a GenBank genome assembly
AUGGCUUCGUUAGAACCACCUCCGCCAUUCUCUGAUAAUUCUGAAGCAAACAACAACACUAAUCACACUAAUGAUAAUACUUCUCAGCAGAUAUUAUCUCGGAAUGAGACAACAACAACAGAAACAGAUGGGAUGGAAGCACCUGCUUAUUCAUUUUAUUCCUCAGCCACAGGUUCAUGUUUUAAAUUACAGACUAUUGGUACAGUCAUUCUAAACAAGAAAGUGAAAUAUUUAUGUGGUGAAAUCUUGGAUGAUAGAUAUUUCUUGUUGGGAGCAAACUCUGGCCUAGAAUUUAUUGACUUGACUUUACCAUCUGAGCAACAAACACCAAAACAACUUAUUGAUCUCGUUCGUUUUAAACAAUUGAAAAUUAUAAAGUCAAAGAACAAUGGAACUUUAUUGGCUUUAGCUGGAAAAAAUAAUCAUGUUAGAAGUUAUGAUUUGAAUAGUUUACGAUCAUUGAUAAAAAGUAAAAAAAAAUCCCAACAAUUAUUAUCAUUGUCAUCUUCUUCUUCACUUGAUUUGCCCAUUAAAAAUACAAGAUCAUCAAAUAUGAAUUUUCCCUCUUCAAGUCUUGUGUCUGAGCCAACAAAUCCUUUUUAUUCUUCUUCUUCUAAUAUUACUUCAAAUAAUCGAAAAUCAUAUCACCAGUUGCCUCAGAAUGUUUCCAAGCCAAGUAAAAAUCAAUUACUCUCGAAAGAAUAUGAAUUUCAAAAAAACUUACAAUUUCAAUGGGAAUUGGAUUACUUUAAACUUCCAAAUACCAAAAUGUCACUUUCAUUUGUAUCACGCAAGGGUGCCACAAAUACUUAUAUUGCAAUUGGAAAUUAUUGGUUACCACAAACACCUAAAUUUCUUCAAAUUUCAAUGUUCGAAGGUCAACUGAAUUACAUUUUUGCAAUAUUUCAAACAAAAAUAUAUAAAAUUAGAGUUGAAGAUGCUCGUGUACUUGAAGUUUCAAUAGAUCCACAAUUACAAACUCCAUCAUGGAAAACAUUUACACCACUUCCAUGGAUACCACAUCUUAAUCCUGAAAUGUUGUCCCACAAUUUCACAGUUCCACCAUCAUACAACUCAAUAAUAAACGAAGAUCCUUCAGCAAUGCUAAAUCCAGGCAGGCCUUAUUCUACCAUUAUUUUUAAUUGGACUUAUCCACCAUUACACAUUGAAUUUCUAAGACCGGCAAACCCAGGUGGGGAAUCUUAUGUGGUUGGAUUUGGUAAAAAUAUGGUAGAAGUAUUAAGUUUGAACUCAGGAAGACUUGUAGAAAACGUUAUCAGAGGAAUAGAUGUUAAGUAUUUAGCGAGAGGAAAUCAUAGUAAGACAUUGAUUUGGGGAUGUUCUUUUGAUAAUAAAGAUAAUAAAGGCACAAAAAAUGCCUGUUUCUAUAAAUUGGAAGGUCCAAUGAACCAGUAA